Molecule: messenger RNA, 528 nt
Organism: Cottoperca gobio
Lineage: Eukaryota; Metazoa; Chordata; Actinopteri; Perciformes; Bovichtidae
Product: lipopolysaccharide-induced tumor necrosis factor-alpha factor
Exons: 4
Coding region: 1-528 (175 amino acids)
Cellular component (GO): cytoplasmic side of lysosomal membrane; nucleus; cytoplasmic side of late endosome membrane
Molecular function (GO): zinc ion binding
Source: RefSeq, a predicted model, not a curated record
AUGGAACCUCCUUCAUAUGAAGAGGCCAGUCGCCACCCUUCUGGUCUGAGCACAGUUGCAUUCUACAUCCCUCCUCCCCCCUCCUACAACGCAUCCCUCUACUCCCCCUCGACACCUCCUCCCACUUAUGGAGAAGCAGUUACAAUCCAGCCGGAACCGUUUCCCGUCCUGACGUUGCCAACUGUUGGAAUCAUAACCCAUCCCCUUACACAAAUUGGUGUAACACAGUCUGUCGGCCGCGGACAAACUCUGCCAGCAGUAGUCGUGACGCAGCCGCAGCCUGUUUCCAUCUCAGUGACAUAUCUGGGAGACGUCCCCGGUGUGAUAAACUGCCCACACUGCCACCACGUCGUCACCACUAAAGUCUCUUACUAUCCUGGGACGGCUGCCUGGUGCAUGUGUGUGCUUCUCACGAUAAUGGGGUUAGUCUGUGGUUGCUGUCUGAUUCCAUUCACGAUAAGAAGCCUACAAGAUGCACAUCAUUCCUGCCCACAGUGUGGAAACAAGCUGCACAUAUACACAAGAUGA